AUGGCUCUAAGUCGCCCGCAGCCAUAUGAGAGCAGACCCGCUCCUGCACAGGUCUACUCCGGCCCCAACGAAGGAUCUCCGGUUUACGCCAUGGAUCAGCAACAAAUUCCUGGCUCCUAUGGUGGACACUAUGGAAUCCAAGGUGCUCAGUAUGCAGGCAAUCUAGCACGAAACGAACCGGGCUGGACAGAGCGAGUCCUCGACGAAAUGAAGGACAUGCUUCUUCUCCUUACCCCACAGGGUCGAGUCUCCUAUGCCAGUCCGUCAUGCAAGAAUAUCACCGGCCGUGCCUCGGCACAACUCGAGGGAAGCCUCUUAACGCAGUUCAUCCAUGAGGACGACCAGGCAAUCUUCCAGAAAGACAUGGACGACGCCGUCGCCUCGAACCAGUCUUUCCGCACCCAUUUACGAUUCCAAAAGACAAACAACACAUAUUGCCUCAUAGAAGCAUGCGGACAUCCACACAUUGCGAAACAGGGUGAGCGCCAGACUGGGAGGGUAUCACCUACCGCGGCGCGCUGCACCGGCUUCUUCUUAAUGUGCCGACCGUAUCCCAACAAGAUCUCGCAGCUUCUCGACUCAUUCCUGGAGCACAAGAUUGAGAACGCACGUCUGAUUCAACAAAUUGCCCAAUUGAAGAAAGAAGAAGACGAAGAGGCGAGCGUGAUUCGAGCCCCCCAGGCGCAAGAUCUAGCCCAGACAUUUGAAUCGCACAGUCAAACCUCAGCACCAGAAGGCGGAUCCAGCGACCAGGAAUCCACAGACACAGUCGCGCAGACAUCAGACGACUCCGAUGCAAACCCAUCGGUCGAUUACCAAGAAAUCAACCGCAGCGAGUAUCCCUCGCACAUCGACGGCAUUGAAGUCAUGACAGGUCUCUACUACGGCGAAGGCGAGAGAUCCCAAGGCUUGAGUACAGGAAACAGUCGCGGCCGUCUAGUCCACUGCGACAUCGACAUAACCACCGCAGCGGACCAAGAGCGUAACGCGCAGGAAGGCGACCGCCGCAAGCGACUCAAGAGCCAGCAUGUCUGUGGUGACUGCGGAACGGCCGACUCGCCAGAAUGGAGGAAAGGGCCCAAUGGGCCUAAGACCCUAUGCAACGCCUGUGGCUUGCGUUGGUCUAAGAAGGAGAAGAAACGUCAGGAGUCGACCUGA
Messenger RNA from Penicillium antarcticum, 1158 nucleotides. RefSeq names its product GATA transcription factor LreB. The record is from RefSeq and is a predicted model, not a curated record. The transcript is spliced from 2 exons. Gene Ontology annotation, biological process: regulation of DNA-templated transcription. Gene Ontology annotation, molecular function: zinc ion binding; protein binding; sequence-specific DNA binding. Lineage: Eukaryota; Fungi; Ascomycota; Eurotiomycetes; Eurotiales; Aspergillaceae. The coding region runs from base 1 to 1158 and encodes 385 amino acids.